This is a messenger RNA of Hypomesus transpacificus, 3103 nucleotides long. RefSeq names its product dual specificity tyrosine-phosphorylation-regulated kinase 4-like. Gene Ontology annotation, biological process: peptidyl-serine phosphorylation; peptidyl-threonine phosphorylation. Lineage: Eukaryota; Metazoa; Chordata; Actinopteri; Osmeriformes; Osmeridae. Bases 1296 to 3086 code for a protein of 596 amino acids. Gene Ontology annotation, cellular component: nucleus. The transcript has 14 exons. The record is from RefSeq and is a predicted model, not a curated record. Gene Ontology annotation, molecular function: ATP binding; protein serine/threonine kinase activity; protein serine/threonine/tyrosine kinase activity.
ACAGGUUGCUUACACCAUGUUCAGGGUUUAAGACGAUUGUUAGGCCAAAGACAUGUGCUCUACAACAUCUUAAUCGGUUCUCUGAGCAGUAGUUUCCGUGAUAGUAUCUGUGUUGGAUGGUCAUAGGUACUCAUUGGAUUGGUGCAGGCUUUUUAAGUCAGUGUUUGAAGACUUUUAAAGACUAAAGUUAUUAAGUUAGCGGUGUUGUAGUCAUGUAACAACAAUACGUAUCAGUAAUUUAUCCGAUUCAUGCAAUACCGUUUAAAGUUUAGUUUCAUAGUUUGUACGACAAAGCUUUCAGCUUUUUAUCUUAAAGGUACAGUAGCUGAUAGUUUGUCAUUUUACUCCCCAUUCCUCGUGUCCUAUGCCAGCAUCUUGGACAGAGGUGUCUGAGAGACAGAUGUGUCACCACCCAGCGUUGAGUGCGAGAGGAUAGAAUUCACUCUGACCAGUCAAGUUGUACUACUUAUGACCCCAGCCAGACUGUGCUUCAUGACUAGCCAACAAGCCCAGUUCACUUUAGACAGUGCUGUUUGUAGCUGGGUAGCGUAUAAUCAGGUACAGUAUGGGUCUUUGGGGUAAGCCUCCUACACAGGCCUCGGUGGAUGGCUCCCAAACUGUCCUGAGCAAUGAAGACGAGAACGAGGUAAGACACCAGAAAGACGACGACUUAGUCUACUUCUGCUGUCUGAGUUUAGUUGGCAUUCUGUGGAAGAUUCAGGUUGGCAGGUCUGCUGCAGCAUGUAAAUAGCAUUUCAUAUCCCCUGCUAAUGAACAAUAUUAGGAGGAUUUAGGGUUCUUAAAUACUUUAAUCCUAGGGUUUAUGUAAAACCCCCACUUAGGCUACGUUUUGAAUCCCACACUUCUCUUCUAUUUGCUAGUAAUGGGGGAUAUGAACAUUGCACAAUAGCCCUAGAGGAUCUCUGUCUUUAAGGAUUAUGUGUUUAUUGGGUCAUGCUACAUUGGUAUUGGUUUUCCUUUUCAAGCCACUACUGGUUUCUAAUUGGAUUUGUUAUGAGCCGUUCUGCCGGGUUGUCCCCCUCGUCAGAACGACGCCUACCCUCCUGCUCAUCUAAACACAUCCAUGGAAGAUUGGAAUUGAUUCUAUCUUUAAAGCCUGCAGAAUUUUUUUGUGGCCAUCAUAUGGUCAUGGUUUCUAACACUUCCAUGUUGACAUAGGUUUCUGAAAGAAUAUCUUCUCCUUGCGUGGGGGUGUAUUCCAUUAUUAUUGCAUCCUUGUUUAUGAAAGAAAAAAAAACACUUUUCCUAUUGGACAACCCUGUUGGAGGAAAACAAUGUUUCCCGAAAUUAACAUCAAGGCAGUGAGGCCUGAUGCCUACCCCCAGCAACACAAGAUCCAGGCUGAAGGCACUCGUCUUGGAUCCAACCGCCCCUACAAGCAGAAUUUUGGCACAGGCCCAGGUACUCUGCCCCACCUAGAGACCAGACCUGUGGCUGUGAACAAUGCCAAGACCCAGCACCAGUCAGAGAUCAUCCUGCCCCGGAUCACCUGCUUGGGCAUGCAGAGCCAGGGUAGUUUCCAGCAGGAAGAUAGAGUACGGAGCUGCACACUGGACAGCCAGGGGGAGCCCCUCAAUAACAAGAACAAGGCCCAGGAUGAGGGGUCUUGUGAAGGACACCUGCUGCCCAUGUCCCCUACUGAGGUCCUGAGGUUUUUCAGGGACAGCCUCACUGAGUUGGAGCAGGAGGAGAUCAUGGACUAUAGUGAAAUCUGGUACUUGGGGCUUGAGGCAGAGAAGAUUGAGGGAUCCCAUGGGCUCCCUCACAACUCUGGUUAUGAUGACGAACAGGGAGGCUACGUGACGGUUGCUCACAAUCACAUAGCCUAUCGCUUUGAGGUGUUGGAGGUGAUUGGCAAAGGAUCCUUUGGGCAGGUCCUUAAGUGCCUGGAUCACAAGUACAAAGAGCAUGUGGCCAUCAAGGUUAUCCGCAACAAAAAAAGGUUCCACCAUCAGGCCAUGGUAGAACUGAAGAUCCUGGAGGCUCUACGAAGGAAGGACAAGGACAACUGCCACAACGUCAUCCACAUGAAGGAAUACUUCUACUUCCGCAAUCACCUUUGCAUCUCCUUUGAGCUCCUGGGAGUGAACCUGUAUGAGCUGAUCAAGAAGAACAACUUCCAAGGCUUUAGCCAGGCCCUGGUGCGACGCUUUGCCUACUCCUUACUCAAGUGCCUGCAGAUGCUGCACAAGGAGAAGAUCAUUCACUGUGACCUUAAACCGGAAAACAUUCUCCUAACCAACAAAGGUCAAGGGAACAUCAAAGUGAUUGACUUUGGUUCCAGUUGCUAUGAGCAGCAGAGAGUAUACACCUACAUCCAGAGUCGCUUCUACCGAUCCCCAGAGGUGAUCCUGGGUCACCCCUACAGCAUGGCCAUCGACAUGUGGAGCUUGGGUUGCAUCCUAGUGGAGCUGUACACUGGUUUCCCUCUCUUUCCUGGAGAGAGUGAGGUGGAGCAGAUUGCUUGCAUGCUGGAGGUGCUUGGAAUGCCUCCACAUGAUUUCCUACAGACCGCAACCAGGAAGAGGCUGUUUUUCGACUCAAAGAACAACCCCAGGAACGUCAUCAACAGUAAGGGUAGAAAGAGACGCCCCAACUCCAAGGAUCUGGCCUUUGUGAUGAAGACUAAGGAUCCUUUGUUACUGGACUUUAUCCAGCGCUGCCUCACGUGGGACCCUAUGAAGCGCAUUACACCAGAGGAGGCGAUGCAGCACGAGUGGAUCCAGGCCAAGACCCGGCCCAAGACCCGGCCCACCAGGAAGCCCCACGAGGGCCAGAGCAGCAUGGUCAACGUGGAGCACAGCUCCCAAAAACCAGCCACCAACAGGACAGUUGAGAAAACAUUCGUUGAUGGCAUCGAUAGGAUGAAAAGAGAAAACUCAGGGAAGCUGGCAUCAUCUGAGCGCCUGCGGCCAAUCGGGGCUUCUGCUGAGCAACAGAUGGGCGAGGGCAUAACCAGGAACAUGAGGGAGAGGACCAUCCACAUUGCCAUCAGGCCCCCUACAGGGACCACUGAAGAGUCAAACAGUCCAGCCCUGUCCCAGGGCUUGCCCUCCAUCACUUGAGCACCCAACAGAGGGAA